UCUAUUACCACAUUUAUUGCCAUGUUUUCUUUUCUCUUCUUUACUCUCCCAAAAGCCUAACCGAUCUUCUCUGGAAUCUCAUUAAAAAAAAUUCUUUCAUCUUCUACCUCCCUCUUUCUCUCGAACAAAGAAUGAAGCGAUGGACAAGUUUAGGACAUGUAGAUACGAUAAACGAAGAAGAAGACUACAUGGAUCACUCUUCUUCCUUCUCUUCCUCUUCUUCAUCUUUGUCUCCUUCUCCCCAACCACGUAUCAGUCUCUCUUCUCCUUCAAUGGAGCUUGAAUCUAGAGUCAAUAAAUGGUCGUUGGUUCAUAAUUCUAAACCUGAUGCGUUGGUACAUGUGGGCGGCACAAGGUUCCAUCUUCAUAAGGAUCUUCUGUCAAGAAGCAGCGGCUAUUUAAAACGCCACCUAACGGACGUUGACGAAUUAACUCUCUCACCGCCGUUAAACAUAACAGCCGAAACGUUCUCGUUGGUAACUGCUUUCUGUUAUGGCGCUCACAUUGAGCUAACGCCGUUCAAUGUCGUUUCGCUGAGAGUCGCCGUCGAGCUUCUUCUGAUGAUUAGAGAUAACCUGAAGAACUUAACGGAGUCAUAUCUUCAACGAGUCGUCUUCGUCAACGCUAACUACAUCAGCAUCGUUCUCCGUUCAUGCCUCGCCUUGCUUCCGGAGUCGGAAACGGCGGCGUUUUUAGUCGGAAGAUGCAUCGAAGCUUUGACGGAGAUCGGAGACGGAGACUCCGUCAACGAGUUUCUCGAGCAAGCCGUUAUACUUCCCGCCGGAAAUUUCGUCGUCGUCGCCGACGCCGUGCAGCAGCAUUUCCCGCGCCACGAUUUGCUCUACAGAGUCGUUGAUGCUUACGUGAAGGAGCACAACGGAGAGAUAACGGAGGAGGAGAAAGUUGAGAUAUGUAAUUCGAUAGACUGCGACAAACUCUCGCCGCCGUUACUCCUUCACGCCGUCCAAAACCCGAAAAUGCCCCUGAGGUUUAUCGUACGCGCCAUGCUACAAGAGCAGAACAACACGCGCCGCUCGAUCAUAGCUGCCGCGGAUUCUGUCGCCACCACCGGCGCUCCUGCCGGACAUCGACACCGAGAGGACUCCUCCGCGACGCUGGAGUCGCUUCUACAGCGAGACACGGCGGCGAGGCAAAACUACCGGCUAAGAGCAGCGAUGGAUUCAACAAGCUCGAGGAUAAAGAGCUUGGAGAAAGAGCUCGAGGAGAUGAAGAAACUCAUAUCGAAAGAAUCACAACGGAUCAUGGAGUCUAAUUCAAGGAGCGUGAUGGACUCUGCUCGAUCCGCGAGCUUCCACUGCGUUCACCGAACGAGUAACAACGUAAACAAGAUGCAGAGAGGAGAGAGAGGUUCGGUUUCAUCACUGAGCACGACUUUCCUGCGAGGGGGAACCUCUCCUCCGCCGCAGCACCGACGAGAGAAAAGUCUGGGGAAAAGACUGAUAAAUGGAUUAAAGAAUGCUUUCUCUUCAUCAUCACCCAAACAAGGAGCCAAGAAAAAUGCGAAUACAGUUGAUGAGAUUUAUGAUGGGUUAGAAGAUAUCGUAUGGAUCAAAGAAGAUGACAACGUCUCAGAAGAGCUUCACACUCACUACAUCAAAAACUUAUGAUCUCUCUCUCUAUCUCUUACCAGAUUCCAUAAUCUUCCCUCAGUAAAGUUUUGUAGCCAAAGAGUGAUUCUACUGUUGUAACUGGUUACCAAUUUAAGGAAUAUCAUGAAUGACUGAAAAUAAAAAAAAUAAAACGUAAAUAAAUGUAAUAAAGGAAGUUAUGGAAUAA
Messenger RNA from Brassica oleracea var. oleracea, 1797 nucleotides. Its product is annotated as BTB/POZ domain-containing protein At3g49900. NCBI's taxonomy places the organism in Eukaryota, Viridiplantae, Streptophyta, Magnoliopsida, Brassicales, Brassicaceae. Gene Ontology annotation, molecular function: protein binding. Bases 132 to 1628 code for a protein of 498 amino acids. The transcript has 4 exons. The record is from RefSeq and is a predicted model, not a curated record.